Molecule: messenger RNA, 711 nt
Organism: Harmonia axyridis
Lineage: Eukaryota; Metazoa; Arthropoda; Insecta; Coleoptera; Coccinellidae
Exons: 1
Coding region: 1-711 (236 amino acids)
Molecular function (GO): nucleic acid binding
Source: RefSeq, a predicted model, not a curated record
AUGGUCGAGCGACUCCACCGUCAGCUCAAAGCUUCCAUUAAAUGCUUGGACUCUGACACAUGGGUCCACACACUACCCACUGCACUACUGGGGAUCCGCGCCGCUUUGAAAGAAGAUCUCCAAUCCACCGCUGCUGAGAUGAUAUACGGAGAACCACUCCGUCUUCCUGGCGAGUUCCUGGGUUCGACGUCGACGAUGAACCUGGAUAACUCCGACGAUUUCGUUCGCGACCUGCGCCAGCACUUUCAGGCGCUCCGACCAGUCAGUGGCACCAGGCACGGUGAGCGGAAGAUCUUCGUCUUUAAAGAUCUCGCCACCGCAUCCCACGUCUUCGUAAGGCACGACGCCGUUCGACGUCCGCUCCAGCACCCAUACGAUGGACCGUUCGAGGUGGUUUCUCGAGCCGAAAAGCACUACACCCUCCGAAUUCACGGUACCAACGUCCCGGUCUCGAUCGACAGGCUGAAACCAGCCUACAUCGCGGUCAGCGAAAAUUCACCGGAGGACGCUGUAAAUUCGAACGAGGACGAUGAAGACGAAGGAAUUCUUCUCUUUUUACCAGGCGAGAACUCACCCCCGGCCCAACAACCCAUCCCACCUGCUCCAGCAGAACCAGAGGCAGCAACGCAAGCGCCAGCAGUACGACGACCUUACACGACCAGAUCAGGUCGGCAAGUUCGUUUCCCCGAGCGUUUCCAGGCGGGGAUGUAA